UAUUGUUGUGACACAAUACACAUAUUAAAACUAGGGUGAGGAUAUUUUUCUUACCGGUCGUAUGUUUUUGAGGGGUUUAUGUUACUCCUUACUCCGUAUUACAUUGGCUAGGUAGAGUUCUUGUAUAGCAAGAGCCCUAGAGGUCGCCGUCUGCUAAGAGGUCGUCCGACUAUAUGUACUGUACGGGGAAAAUACGACUCGAGUUAUACCGUACACUUCUUCUUCUACCUGACUGCCUGAGUGGUAUCUUCCGAGAGAAAGAGAGAGAUGGAGUCAGACAAUGGAGCUUUCAUGGAGAAGUUCACACUGCCUCCAUUUUCUUCUUCUGGGGAGCUUCCUUUAGCUGGUCUCACUUUUGCUGUCAAAGAUAUAUUUGAUUUGGAAGGGUUUGUAACUGGGUUUGGGAAUCCUGAUUGGGCAAGAACUCAUACACCAGCCAAAUCCACAGCUCCUGCUGUUUUGGCUCUCUUAAAGGCAGGUGCUACUUGUGUUGGUAAAACUGUCAUGGAUGAAAUGGCUUACAGCAUAAACGGAGAAAACAUGCAUUAUGGCACCCCUAAGAAUCCAUGUGCAGCAGAUCGCAUUCCUGGGGGAUCUUCUAGUGGUUCUGCUGUUGCAGUUGGCGCAAACAUUGUAGAUCUUUCUUUGGGUACGGACACUGGAGGAAGUGUAAGAGUCCCAGCAGCAUUCUGUAAAAUAUAUGGAAUUCGGCCUUCGCAUGGGGUUGUCUCUGUUGAUGGUGUUAUUCCUAUGGCACAGAGUUUUGAUACAGUUGGAUGGUUUGCUAGGGAUCCAGCAAUCUUGAAGAGAGUAGGGAAUGUGCUACUUCCACCCCUUGAUCAUCCUCUUGUGACCCCGAGUCAAAUAAUUGUUGCUGAAGAUUGCUUCAAACUUCUAAACAUCCCAAUUGAUAGAGUAAAACAAGUUCUUGUCAAGUCCGUGGAGAAAUCAUUUGGAGGUCAGGUUCUGAAAUAUAUGGACAUUGGAGACUAUGUCAAAGACAAUGUUCCCAGUCUAAAGCAUUUCAUGAACCAGGGUGACGAUACAAAAGUGUACAGCAUACCAUCUUUGGUAGCCCUUUCAAGUGCUAUGAGAAUACUACAAAGAAAUGAGUUUAAGGUUAACCAUGGCGAAUGGGUCUCUUCCAACAAACCAAAUUUGGGAGCAGGACUAAAGGAACGAAUUUGGGAGGCCGUGUGGGCUAAAGAUGAUAAUAUCGACAUUUGCCACUCUGUCAGGACGGAAUUGCGUGCUGCCCUCUCUUCUCUCCUGGGGGAUGUUGGCAUCCUUGCAAUCCCGACAGUUCCAGGCCCACCACCAAAAUUACAGACUGAGGCGUCCACUUUGGAAACCUUUCGAGCUAGAGCUUUUAGCUUACUCUCCAUUGCCGGGGUAUCUGGAUUUUGUCAGGUAAGUAUACCGCUAGGAUUGUAUGAUGAUCUUCCUGUGUCUGUAUCGUUGUUGGCUAAACAUGGUUCAGACAUGUUCCUACUCAAUCUUGUGGAGACUCUUUCUGGAACUCUCGGCGAACAUAUUGAUGCUGCUGUAAAAUCGAGCCUGUGAUUCCUCGUCUGAUAUGGGAUGUACAGUGUCCUUUUUCUCGACGACUUUGUCUGAAUAAAUAAUGUACAUCAUGAUCAGUGUUUGUGUAUAACUGUAUAAGUAUAUGAAAUGAACAUAUUGAUUCUGCUAUAAAAUCAGGCCUGUGAAGUGUGAAUGUCUAUCCUAAACUCGAUAUUCCCUACUUAAUCUUGGUGAUGUACUAAAAAUUUCCUUCUCUGAUUUAGGAUAUAGUAUGUGAUUUUGUUA
Molecule: messenger RNA, 1809 nt
Organism: Spinacia oleracea (spinach)
Lineage: Eukaryota; Viridiplantae; Streptophyta; Magnoliopsida; Caryophyllales; Amaranthaceae
Product: amidase 1
Exons: 10
Coding region: 268-1563 (431 amino acids)
Source: RefSeq, a predicted model, not a curated record